AGAAAAAAAUCAAUAAAAAGUCAAGCUGACUGGGAUGAUAUGUUGGACGAAAGCCCUAUUCUAAAUAAAAAGAGUGCCCUACGUAAGUUUUCAGCACCUGCUAGAGUUGUAAUAGACUCACCACCUACUCUUAGUACAAGAGUAGCAACUCGUCGUAUGGUUUGCAAUUGGGAGCCAUCUCCAAAUGAUAAUAUGGCAAACAUGGAGGUGUCACUUGGAAGUUCAAGGACUAGAAGAUCCCUUAAUGAUAAAGUAGAAAGGUUAUUAGAAGCAGGAAUAAUUUCUAAAGAUGUUGAAAAUGAGGAACUACAAGAAGUGGCUGAGGCUGAACAUGAAAAAAUGACCGAGGUAGAAUUUGAAGAAGUUGCUGAGGUGGAGCUUGAAGAACUAGAAAUAAUGGCUGAAACAAAUGAAAAUAUAAGUAUUUCCCCAGCUAUAAGGCAACAAAUGCGGCAAGCUCUUAGAAAAUCUGAUCGAUUACAAAAAACAAGUGAGGCAAUUCAAAAUGAGUUCCAAGAAGCAUCUCAAGAUAGAAAUGCAAAUGAAAUUAAUGCACUCAAAAAGACUAGGGGCAAGACUACAUUGGCAAAUCUUAUUAAGAGAAAUAAUGACUCGAUGAAAAUAAAUUGGAAUGAAAAAGGCCAACUAGUUGGUACUAACUCAGUAAAAUUUUCUUCUUUUGUGGGUGCUCUUGUGAGGGAGAUAGUUCCUUAUACUAUUUCAGAUUGGAGGAAAAUUUCUCCAAUCAUGAGAGACGUUCUUUGGGCAUCUAUUCAGGCAAAAUAUGAUUUACAUGAAUAUUGGCAAAAUAAGAUGUGCUUUGAAAUGAAGGCAAACCUAUGGAGAUCUGCAAAAUCUAGACUAGUCAAGGAUAUUAUUGAUGCUAAAACUGAGAAUGAACGACUAGUAUUAAAGCCAGAUUGCAUAAAAAGUGAUGUAGAAUGGAGGGAACAAAAAGCUAGUAAAGAACAUAUGACAAAACAAACUUUAGGGGGAAAAGUAACUAGGAUCGAUGAUUUUCGGAGAGCCCAUACCAAGAAGAAUGGUGAACCAAUCAACCAAACAACAUCUGAAGUUUUUGAAGAAUUAGAUGAAAUUAUACGCAAAGACCCAAAAUUUGGAACUACAAACAAUACCGAUGAGGAUGCAUUAACAAAAUUAUUUGGUAAUCCAAAAUUUGGACACUUAAUCAGACAAGGAAGGGGGGUGACAGGGUCAAAAUUAACUGUUGUUAAUAUGUGUAAAAACAAGAUGACAUUGUUGGAGGAAGAGCAGCUAAAUAUGAAGAGUCAAAUUGCCGAAAUGUUGAAUCUACUUAAAGGACACUUGGGGGGUAGAGCAACAUAAAGUGAGGGGCAGUCCCACAAUAUUCCCCAAUCCAACAAUAUUCCUUCUCCUAAGUGUUGGAGUUAAAAAGGGCCAUAACUUUACAGAAGCAAGGAAUGCUUGCUACUUUCUUGAUUGGUCAAAUGCAAUUAUUGCUGAAGGUCGUCGGGAUUCUAGUGAUCCAGAAUUAGAGGUGCACAGAAUUCCUCUUGGACCAGAUUUUAUGCGUGUAUGGGUUGAUGUUGCUGUUGUGCCUGGUGCUUAUUUAUUUUGUCCUAACUAUGCGAUGCUUACUAUACGAGAAGCUGUUGGUUCAACAGUUGCAUGGCCUUCUCAAAAGGUUAUUCCAAGAGGAUUAAUCCUAACAUACUGGUAUCAGAGCCAGGUUGGUGUAAUUGGCUGGAAGAUUGAAGGUCUUGGUUCAAAGAAUACAAGUUUUUGGUGUCAAAAGGUAUUGCAAGGAAUCCAAACCGCAUGCUUUGAAACAAGACCACAGUCUUCCAAGUCUUUCUCUAAAACAACUUAGUGUAUGUGUGGGCAAGUCUCAAUACAUGAGAAGAGAUUUCCUAGAGAGAAAACUAAGAGAGAGUGGGUGGCUAAGUAUAGAAUAUUAGUAGUGAAUUUUUAACUUGUCAAAUUCAGCUUUUUUAAUGCAUUCUAUAACACUAGUAUAUAUAGGCAAUUAGCUAGGACAUAAAAUAGGUUUUAG
This is a messenger RNA of Humulus lupulus (European hop), 2035 nucleotides long. RefSeq lists its product as uncharacterized. The coding region runs from base 40 to 1347 and encodes 435 amino acids. The record is from RefSeq and is a predicted model, not a curated record. NCBI's taxonomy places the organism in Eukaryota, Viridiplantae, Streptophyta, Magnoliopsida, Rosales, Cannabaceae. The transcript is spliced from 8 exons.